Messenger RNA from Stegodyphus dumicola, 913 nucleotides. RefSeq lists its product as uncharacterized. NCBI's taxonomy places the organism in Eukaryota, Metazoa, Arthropoda, Arachnida, Araneae, Eresidae. The record is from RefSeq and is a predicted model, not a curated record.
GAUCAUUUUGAGGAAUCUCAAUUUGAGUCACUAUGCAAAGAUAGUUAAAAAACUAAGAAAAACUGCAGUACCAACACUCUUUAGCAUUCCAAAUCCACCACCAUCUGUAACUGACAAGAGGAUAAGAGAAGUAAGAUGUCCUAAGCCAAAUACUGAAGUGGAAACUCUACCUGCUUCAAAUGAAGAGUUGUUAAAAAAAAUAGAAUUCCUUGAGCAACAGCUUCAAGAAAAAGAUGCAAAAUUGACAUCAUUUUUGUCCGAUGAGCAAGUAGGAACCCUUGCUGUGCAGUCAAAAAGGAACUGGUCAGAAAAGUCCAUUAUAAAAGGACUGAAGAUGCGAUUUGCUUUGGGCAAACAUGGAUAUAAUUACCUCAGAAGUACUGGAUAUCCAGCACCAUCGUACAGUACCUUGAACAGGAGGAUUAGGGACAUAAAAAUUAAUUUCGGCAUUUUAGAAAAUUUGUUUUUUUUCCUCAAGACAAAAGUUCAUUCAUUGGAUGCUCUUGAUAGGAACUGCUGCCUUUUAGUUGACGAAAUGGAAAUAGCUUCAUAUCAAGAUUUUGAUACAUCGUCUAAGUCAUUCAUUGGAAAUGUUACGUUAACACUAUUGUCGUUAUUACACUAUUGUAAUGCUUAGAGGCCUUAAAACAUCAUGGAAACAGAUUGUUGCCAAUGAAUUAACAGGGCCUUCAACAUCAGGUUCUGACAUGAAAGAUCUAAUUCAUAGAACUGUAGUAGCAGCUACAGAAAUAGGUUUAACUGUAAGAGCCUCUGUUUCAGAUAUGGGAAGCAAUAACAGAGCAAUGUGGUCGUCAUUGGAUGUGUCUGUCUCUAGGAGAGAUAGGAAGACAAAUUACAACAUUGGAGGACCUGAUGUUUUCAUUCACAGUAUUGCAGAUGUACCACAUCUCAU